AUUUCAGCCUUUGUUGUUGUUGUUGUUGUUGUCGUCGUCGCUGUUUUCCAUUUGGCCUGUAACGAUGACAGAGCCGCGUGGCUCCGCGUGCCCGUGGUGUUCAUUAACUGCGCCUCAACCCUCAUUCCGUGCGGAUUCCCUCGUUUGAGCCCGUCGAGGUGGAAAGAUGACUCAACGUAGCAGCCUUCAGCCGCUGAUGCAGUGAUUUAUAGGAGGCCUCGGGUUUGCGCGCAGCGCGUUCGGUGCCAGCGCGUCAAUAACAGUCAGACCUAAUUAGCGUCUAACUCGCUUUAAGCGCGCUCUGUAAAGCCAAAAUGCUAUUGAUCUGUCAUGGAUCUGUGGUUAAGGCUGUCGAUCCGGUUGGUCUGUAAUUGUUUUUCAAGCCGUAUUGAUUUGCAGUGCUAUUCAAAAAGAGCAGACCAGAGGUCUCUAGAUAGGUAAAAAAAAAAAGAUAGUUCUUUAGCUGCUGUAGUGCACGUGUGAUACAAUAAACUAGGACGCCAUGUGUAGAACAAUAGAGCAGAGAGCAUACGCAUCAAGGCCAUUUACGCCACAAAAGGGUUGGUGAUUCAUCUCGAUUAGACAGAACAAAGUUGUAAUUAUAGAGGGUCGGACUUCAAUUGACUGGGAAAAUUGCACCAGGAUGCAUUCCUCCUUGCCUCUGCGAGGCUCACAAGUGACUAGCUGACCCUUUUAUAAGCAGGAUGGUGCCUUCAAGUGCUGGUGGAGAAGUGUAGACGCGAUUGAGGGACACCAGGGACCAGUUCGCCUUCUCCUUGAAGGAUAGAAGUCACUGGAGCCAGAUCUUAACAGGAUGCUACGUUCUUCUCAAAGCUCUGUGCUCUGGAAGUGAAGGUGCCCUGAGGCGGAGUCAUGGGCUGUGGGGGGAGCAGGACCGAUGCUCUGGAGCCCCGAUACCUGGAGAGCUGGACCAAAGAGACGGAGUCGACGUGGCUGACCAGCACGGACACCGAUAUCCCCCUGUCGUCCAUCCAGAGCAUCCCCUCGGAAAACUCUGAGGCCGGCUUCGCUUCGGAGAAAACAAUCAGCCCCGUUCCAGAUUUCUUCGAGGACGGCCUCCCUCUCCCGGCUCAGGCGUACCUGAAGGUCUGUUCGGCCGUGCCUGAGGCCAGUCUGAACGACGUGACGCCCGCCGGCCCCCCUGCCGCACCGGGUACUUCUCCACCCAAAGAGGCGGCGUCGCCGUCCGCCGGCACCACGGUGCAGCGCAGGAGUGUUCUACACACUGAAGAGAUUGUGAGACUCCUGUUGUUAUACACAAAGUGGCAGGACAAUCGGAUGUCGACCAAGCAGGUGACAAUCACAGUGACUCAGAGCAUCCAUCGGGUGGACAGGAACGGGAAGGUGAAGAAGUCCCUCACCACCUACGAGGUCAUGAAACCCGUGGAGAGCCUCAAACAGGUGGCCGCGCAGAACGCUCGAGCUCAGCGAAACUAACUGAACGUCACUGUGAAACGUGGGGAACCGCUGAAAGCACAAGGAGCUACAAGUUGGGUGAUAUUGGAAGUACAGCUCGUUCUAAUAAGAACUAAAGGAACACGGAGGCCGUGGAGGGCUUUCAUUCUGUGAAACGCACGUCAUAAAUAAAUAUAAAGAAAACACCUACGCUGACAUUUUACAGUGUCAGUCCAAAAAUAAAUGAAGAAAUUCAUGGUUCAUCACAGAAGACACUUCUGGGCACAGUUCAAAUUUCACUCGAAGCUAAAAUGCCUUUUUUGCUGCUAAUUUAUGAAGCUUUUGAGGACAAAUAUAAAAGUAAAACCAAUGCUACAGCUACACAUAUAGUUUGGUUAUUUGACAUUGAUACUUAUACCAUGUAGUUGCUGCUGCACUACAACCUCAAUGGUUGUACUAUUGACGGCGAGGCCGGGAAAGGAGCUUGUGACGACAAUGUAAAACAUUGUCUUUCUUUCUUUUGUCGCUUUGUACAAUACAGUAUUGCAUUUUCUUAUCUAGAUGUUUUCUAAUGACAAUAAAUCCAACCAAAACAUUAA
Gasterosteus aculeatus aculeatus (three-spined stickleback) is the source of this 2015-nucleotide messenger RNA. Lineage: Eukaryota; Metazoa; Chordata; Actinopteri; Perciformes; Gasterosteidae. The record is from RefSeq and is a predicted model, not a curated record.